Messenger RNA from Podarcis raffonei (Aeolian wall lizard), 3094 nucleotides. It is a transcript of the gene PCYT1B, whose product is annotated as phosphate cytidylyltransferase 1B, choline. The record is from RefSeq and is a predicted model, not a curated record. The transcript has 8 exons. Gene Ontology annotation, molecular function: choline-phosphate cytidylyltransferase activity; phosphatidylcholine binding. Gene Ontology annotation, biological process: CDP-choline pathway. Bases 613 to 1722 code for a protein of 369 amino acids. NCBI's taxonomy places the organism in Eukaryota, Metazoa, Chordata, Lepidosauria, Squamata, Lacertidae.
UGCAAAUGUGUAUGAGCAAUUAGCACAUUUAAUUCAGGAAAAAUAAAGCAGGUCAUGCAUCCAAACGUGUACUGAAAUAGAAUAUUAAGUCUUAAACCAAUAUUCUUCAAAUAAAUAAAGACUGCUUUUUGUUUUUGCAAAAUCAGAAAAGAUAUAGCCAUGUAGACAUAUAUUUUGCAAUAAUGCUUUGAAGGAGAUUUGUAUAAUGCAUAAAUACAUCUGUGUUUGUACCAAAAACUACAAAAGCACCAUAUAAAGAGGGGUGAGGGAGUGAGAUGUUCUGCUGACAUUCAUAUCAGCCCGCCUCCCAGUAUAUAUCACAUAACUCAGUUAAAGUGGUACUAUGAUGACAGGAACCAACCAGAAAGCACCAUGCAAAUCAGAAUACUGUAUCCUGUACCAGCUGCUCUGUUGCUAGCUGGUUGUUAUAGUGAUAAACUGAGGCCUUGCCUCUUGGCUUCUCCUUGAAAGAAAAACCUUUAAUUUCUCAAGGGAAGGAAAAGAAGCGAAGGGGGAGAAGGCGGGGGAGAGAAUUACAUGAGAAAGGAAAACAUUAUCUGACUGAGAAGAGAAUAGCAGAGAGGGCAUCACCGCAAGCAGCAUUCACUGGCCAUGCCAGUGCUUGCAACUAAUGCUGAGUCAGAAACAGGUAUCCCAACAUCCCUUUCUAAUGAGCUUCCUUCAGAAACCAUGGAGGAGAUAGAACACACAUGUCCUCAGCCUCGACUGACUUUGUCUGCACCGGCUCCAUUUGCAGGUGAUACAAGCUGCCAGUGCAAAGCCCCCCAUGAGAAGCUAACUAUUGCUCAGGCCCGCCUUGGAACACCAGUGGACAGACCUGUCAGAGUCUAUGCAGAUGGAAUAUUCGACCUCUUCCAUGCUGGCCAUGCUAGAGCUCUUAUGCAAGCCAAAACUCUGUUUCCUAAUAGCUACUUGUUGGUAGGAGUUUGCAGUGAUGAUCUAACCCACGAGUUUAAAGGCUUCACUGUAAUGAAUGAAGCAGAGAGGUAUGAGGCCCUCAGACACUGCCGCUACGUUGAUGAAGUAAUCAGAGAUGCUCCGUGGACACUAACACCGGAGUUUCUGGAAAAACAUAAGAUUGAUUUUGUAGCCCAUGAUGAUAUUCCGUAUUCUUCUGCUGGUUCAGAUGAUGUUUACAAGCAUAUAAAGGAAGCAGGAAUGUUUGUACCAACUCAGAGAACUGAGGGCAUAUCAACUUCAGAUAUUAUUACAAGAAUUGUACGUGAUUAUGAUGUUUAUGCCCGUCGCAACCUCCAGAGGGGAUACACCGCUAAGGAGUUGAAUGUCAGCUUUAUUAAUGAGAAGAAAUACCGCUUUCAGAACCAGGUGGACAAAAUGAAAGAAAAAGUGAAGAAUGUGGAAGAAAAGUCGAAAGAGUUUGUGAACCGAGUGGAAGAAAGAAGUCAUGAUCUCAUUCAGAAAUGGGAAGAGAAGUCUAGAGAAUUUAUUGGGAACUUUUUAGAGCUGUUUGGGCCAGACGGAGCUUGGAAGCAGAUGUUUCAAGAGCGGAGUGGGCGCAUGCUUCAAGCCUUGUCUCCAAGGCAAAGCCCCACAAGCAGUCCAACACGAGGGCGUUCCCCAUCACGGUCUCCAUCUCCCCCUUCCCCCUGGCUCUUCAGAAAGGCUUCACCUCCUUACUCCCCAAAAGCCGCCUCAGCAUCCAUUAGCAGCAUGAGUGAAGGAGAUGAAGAUGAAAAGUAAAAAAGGAAAGAUCAAGGUAAUGAGUAAAAAGAGGAGGGAGGAACCACAAUUGGUCCCACUAAUUCAGAAGUCAAGUGGAAAGAAUAAAGGGGUAAAUGAGGUAUGGGAUGUUUCUUGAAAGGGACGUGGCACCACACAGAUAAUGGAGCACAGAAGAUCUCAGCUACAGCACAGAUAUUUGCUGAAGAGGGAACUGCCAGACCAACAGCACACAAUGAAAGGAUAUGCAAACAUUUGACUCAUUUCUUAACAAUUAUCAACACUUCAUUGUGCUGUUGCAGUUGUUGUUGCUUGAGCACCUUGAAGAGUUAUGGGAAAUCCGGCACUGAAGGGGAACCAUGCGUCGUUUCAGACAAACAAAGCUGGUAUAUGGUAUUAAGAGGCAUUCCCUUUGGCUACACAAGAUGCAUCAACAUUUGAACUCCAUUGCGCAUUUGCUAAAAGCUGAACUUUUGAAAAUGAAGUACUGUCUGGAAACUGCAAAAGCUCCCACAAUGCAAACAAGGGAGAACAAUAAACUCCCCAAUCAAACAAUGUUUAUAGAACUUAACCUGUCUUUCACAAUGGACAUACUUUGAAUCUUUUAAGUUUGUUGAAUGUUGCUUGUUGAGCAGGCUUUUCUGUAGGGCCAGUUUAUUUUAAUGUGAACACAAAAUUGUUUGGUCCUCUCUUACUAUCUUUUACUAAUGCACCCAAAACUAAUUUUCUUUUCUUUUUUUUUGUAAGAGUUUUCUUCCUGAUGUUUGAGAAAGCUAUUUCAUAUCUGGGGAAUUUUAUUUAUUUUUGAUUAAUCUAUAAAAAGGCCAAUGUCCAGGCUAGCACCCAGUCAUCUAGUAUCCACAGGGUUGAUUUAAAAAUUAUUUCUCAAAUAAGACUGUGAGUAGAAACUGAACAAGUUAACUGUUAAGAGGUCAGCCUCACAGGAUUGACUGAAAUGCUUUUUCAUUCUGGUUAAAUGUUUUAAUGUGUAAAUACCCAUGGGAAUCCAAUAGAAAAAAAGAUUACAUUAGAACUGCCUCUUCAUUACAGACCUUUGUAAAAUUGGAAGGUUUUAACAGUUCCACAGUGAAUUAUGCAUACAACUACAUUUUAUUCUAUCCUAUGCAUGAAUCGGUUUUUAAAAGAAAAUAAAACAUGCCCCCUAUUUUAUGCUCAAGAUUUAUUCAGCAAAUAGGUAUUCAGAAGAACAUAUAUAUAUUCCCUAUAUAAAGCCAGCCCAUACCUUUAUAACCUCCCUACAAUAACUUCUGAAACAUCUGCCACCAGCCUUUCUGAGUUCCUCCCCUGUUAAAAAGUGAUAUUACAAAGAGAAUGACGUGAUCCUACAGCAGGCCUACAUAAUCUGUCACCCAUUAAACUGAAUGUAGUCUAC